This is a messenger RNA of Vicia villosa (hairy vetch), 512 nucleotides long. RefSeq lists its product as uncharacterized. Bases 114 to 512 code for a protein of 132 amino acids. NCBI's taxonomy places the organism in Eukaryota, Viridiplantae, Streptophyta, Magnoliopsida, Fabales, Fabaceae. The transcript is spliced from 2 exons. The record is from RefSeq and is a predicted model, not a curated record. Gene Ontology annotation, molecular function: zinc ion binding.
ACCUCUCUUCGUUUUCCAGCAAAAUUUCUUCACCUUGUUCGUGGCCUUCAUUUUCGUUUUCGUUUUCCAGCAUACAGAAUACAUCUUGUUCGUGACCUCUCAUCUUAUUCUCCAUGUCUCGUUAUUCUGAAGCAAGUAGUAGAACAAAAUCCCCUUCCGUCCAUGGCGAAUGUAGGUGUGGUCUUGAUGCACCUUUGAUGACCUCUUGGACUGAUUCAAACCCUGGACGCCGUUUUUACGGGUGUGGGAUGUACAAGAUUCAGGGGUACAAGAGAUGUAAUCACUUUGUUUGGUAUGAUGAAGAGAUGGGCCCUAGAGCAAAAGAGAUGAUUUCAACGUUGAACAAGAAAUUGAAAAUUGCCAAUUUCAAAAUUGAUGCAGGGAAGAUCCGACAAGAUGAAAUGAACAAGAAGAUCAGUAAUUUGAACUUGAAGAUAAAGUAUUUGAAGAUUUCGAUUGCGUCUAUUUUCGUUUUAGUAGUGGGACUAGUGUUAGGAUUUGUAAUGAAGUAG